Prorocentrum cordatum is the source of this 423-nucleotide messenger RNA. NCBI's taxonomy places the organism in Eukaryota, Dinophyceae, Prorocentrales, Prorocentraceae. The record is from the annotation of a GenBank genome assembly.
AUGUUCGACACGGACUUUGCAGGCAUCUGCAGUGUCAUGAACUUCACAAAGGAGGUAGCCAAGCUUGAGACGCCCAACGUUUCCCGCCUCGUGAAGGAGCAGGAGUUUUGCGUGAGGGCAGAUUGGCGGCAUGGCGACCCGAACACAGGGACGCUGCACGAGGCUCGCCCGCGAACGCGUGCUGCCAGACGUCUGUCCCGCUGCUCCCCCAGUUUGCCCUUGCGUGGCUCUUGGUACAUUUUGACGGGCGAUGCACGGUAUGUCGUAAUCUUGUCCGCCGCCAUAAAGAGGCACGUUGGGGCACAAGAUGCUCCAGCCGCCAUGGGACAGGUCGGACAGGAUCCCCCGAUAGCAGAAACGGCCAUUGCUGAAUACGUUCUCCAUUCUGCUCAUGUAGAAGCUUGCCAUUUUUUAAGUUUUUAG